AUUGAUCUUUCUUGCCAGACCCAAAGGUCAACAGAGAACUUGUGACUACAAGUGAUAUUAUCGGAACGAUAGAGAUAAGGAAUAUCUAAAAGGGAAUAUAUAUCCCUGAAGGACCUCUGCUUUAGGGCCGGGUACUUUAUCUGUGGAUCAGAUCAAGGACUAGGUUGAGACUUGAAUUCUUUUGCAUACAAUUCGAGCGCCUCUAGUGAUGCUCAUCCUACUACUCUCGUCAGCGGCGCUUGAUGCAUCGACGGCAACCCUAAUUUAAAUGUAAAGCUGGUGACUGGCUACAAAAUAUGUCCCGUGUGUGCAGCGCUCAAGCAGCAAGCACGAAUAUAACGCGACCAUAUUACCCCGGAUUUACGCCAUGGACCAUCAUUUACAGUCAAUACGGAACAUAGAACUCUUCGAAAGUUGAAUGGUGUCCAGUAUUAGCCGCCGGCAAAAUGGGGCUCCCUUAAUCUGGUUUCCCCGGACCAAUUUCCUCACCAAGCGCCGGCAAAAUUCAGCCUCAAUGAGAUGGAUGGUGAUAGUACAUUAAUUAAAUUAUCGAAAACCGAGGCGAGAUGUCUUUGCACCGUUUUGCCGUCCAGCUAACCGUUACGUGGGUUUCAACUCACGUAUAUAGCAGCAAAAGGCACUUCCAGAAGCUUGAAGCUUAGCCAUCUCGACACCCACUCCACCGAUCAGCGAGAAGUUCAAGUCGAUAUACUCACUCGAAAUGCUGUGUUCAACGCUCCUAGUUACCCUUGCGGCGGUGGUCGGCGCCAUCGCCUCCCCCUUGGACCUCAUCACGCGCACGUCGCCCGGCACGGGCACACACAACGGGUUCUUCUACUCGUUCUGGACAGACGGCCGUGGCUCCGUAAACUACAACAACGGCGCGGCCGGGUCCUACGAUGUGACCUGGAACAACGUAGGCAACUUCGUGGCCGGAAAGGGGUGGAAGCCAGGCGCGUCUCGCGUGAUCUCCUACAAUGGAACCUGGAAUGGCGCCAACGUCAACUCCUAUCUCUCUAUCUACGGCUGGACGCGUAACCCGCUUAUUGAGUACUACGUUGUUGAGUCCUACGGCACGUACAACCCGUCCUCGGGCGCCCAAAGGCGCGGCACCAUCCAGUCCGACGGCGGCACCUACGACAUCUACCAGACGCAGCGUGUCAACCAGCCUUCUAUCGAGGGCACUUCCACGUUCUACCAGUUCUGGUCCGUCCGCCAGCAGAAGCGGGUCGGUGGCACGGUCACCAUUCAGAACCAUUUUGACGCCUGGACGAACGCCGGCCUAAAGCUCGGCUCUCACGAUUACCAGAUCGUCGCCACUGAGGGAUACCAGAGCAGUGGCUCGGCGAAGAUCCAGGUGUUGCAGUCCUGAGACAUCGCCUGCUAUUAGGAGGUCUGCGGCCAAAAGUAUAGUCGAGGAGUCAGUUGAUCGAAGCUUGGCGGAUGACGAGAUGAGGAAUUGUGUUCGUUGCUUACGGGAGAUGGUGAGCACUGUUGUACAUAGCGUAUGAGACGUAGCAAUAAGCUCAAGGAAAACGUUUAUAUUG
This is a messenger RNA of Xylaria bambusicola, 1547 nucleotides long. RefSeq names its product xylanase. Gene Ontology annotation, molecular function: hydrolase activity, hydrolyzing O-glycosyl compounds. The transcript is spliced from 4 exons. The record is from RefSeq and is a predicted model, not a curated record. Bases 722 to 1372 code for a protein of 216 amino acids. Gene Ontology annotation, biological process: xylan catabolic process. NCBI's taxonomy places the organism in Eukaryota, Fungi, Ascomycota, Sordariomycetes, Xylariales, Xylariaceae.